Molecule: messenger RNA, 4992 nt
Organism: Budorcas taxicolor (takin)
Lineage: Eukaryota; Metazoa; Chordata; Mammalia; Artiodactyla; Bovidae
Product: complement C3-like
Exons: 41
Coding region: 1-4992 (1663 amino acids)
Cellular component (GO): extracellular region
Molecular function (GO): endopeptidase inhibitor activity; protein binding
Source: RefSeq, a predicted model, not a curated record
AUGGAUGUGCCCUGGGGCCUGGGGUUGCUUCUUCUCCUCCUGGGGAUCCCCGUCGCCCAGGCUGAGCCACUGUACAUCCUGGUGACCCCCCGGGUCCUGCGGAUCGGCAGCCCAGAGACCAUCCAUGUGGAGGCUCAUUCUGACUCCAGUGAGCCCCUCAGCCAUCCCCUUGAGGUGAAUCUCAGCGUGUGGGAUUUCCCCAUGAAGAAUACUCUGGUGGCCAGGAGAAAGCUCGUUCUCUCACAGGAAAACCACUUUAUGGACCAGGCCUCAGUGACGAUUCCCGAGGACCUGGUCUACCCCCCAAAACCCGGGACGCAGUAUGUCAUCAUCAAGGCCACCUGGGCACCCACCUCAGUCUCCUCAUCCAUGGAGAAACUGGUGUUGGUGGCUCCCCACGCUGGAUACAUCUUCAUCCAGACGGACAAGACCAUCUACACUCCCGAGCAAUCAGUUCAAUACCGGGUGUACACCGUGAACCACAGGAUGGAUCCUGUGCCAAGGACUUUCACUCUGGACAUCAAGAACCCGGAGGGGAUUGCUGUGAUCAGCAAGGAUCUCCUGCCCGAUAACGGUGUCUACAUAAAUUCCUUCACCCUCCCAGAGCGUAUCAGCAUUGGGACCUGGACCAUUGAAGCCAGUUACCAAACUGCUCCCAAGCAGAAGUUCAAGACAGGCUUUGAAGUGAAGGAGUACGUGCUCCCAUCUUUUGAGGUCCAGCUGACACCCAACAAGACUUUCUUCUACCUCAGGGAUGAGGUUCUGGGUGUGAAUAUCCAGGCCCGGUAUAUAUUCAACAAGCCAGUGGAUGGACAUGCUCUGGCCAUCUUCGGGGUGAAGCAGGACUCCCGUCGGAUCCCCAUCCAAAGCUCCCUGCAGAGGGUGGAGAUCGCUCAAGGCCACGGCCACAUCUCCCUCCAGAAGGACGCACUGAUGGCUGCCUUCCAAGGCUCAGAAGAGGACUUCAUUGGGGCCUCAAUCUUCGUCAACGUCACUGUCUUCUCCUCAGGGGGUGAGAUGGUCCAGGCCGAGAUCUGUGGGGUGAAGAUUGUUCGGAGCCCGUACAACAUCAAGUUCAUCAAGACACCCCAGUAUUUCAAGCCGGGGAUGCCAUUCCGCUUUAGGGUCUUCGUCUCAAAUCCCGAUGGGUCCCCAGCCUCCAAAGUCCUCGUCAGCUGCAGGGAUGAGAAAGUACAAACCACACUAAGCGGUGAGGCUACUCUGGUCAUCAACACAGAUGCCAGUCUGAAGGAGCUCACUAUCCGGGUGAAAACUGAAGCACCAAUCCAGCCAGAGGAGCAGGCUUCAGCCAGUAUGACAGCGCGGCCUUACUCAACUCAAGAUGAGUCAGGGAACUUCCUGCACAUUGAAGUGAAGACACUGAGCACAGAAGUUGGCAGCAACCUCCAGCUGAGCCUCAACACGAAUCUUCGAGAUUCUUCUGUCAAUAAAAAGAUCACUCGCUUCACCAUCCUGGUCUUGAGUAAGGGUCAGAUUGUGCACGCCAAAGAAGUAAAAAAUCAUGGGAGUGUCUUAGCAUCCACCAUUAUUGAUGUGACUUCCAAGAUGCUGCCCUCCUUCCGCAUUCUCGCCUUUUAUUUACUGCCCAAGGGGACAGGACAGGACCCUGAACUGGUGGCUGAUUCCGUUUUGAUCGAUGUGAAUGACAAAUGCCAGGAGAAGCUGAAGAUUGGCUUGAAGCAUGAAGCAUACGUCCAGCCUAUACAACCCAGCAGCCGGGUGGCAUUGAAGAUCACAGGUGAUGCAGAGGCCACAGUGGGGCUAGUAGCUGUGGACAAGGCUGUCCACAUCUUGAACAGCAAGCACAAGUUCACACAGAAGAAGAUCUGGGAUACAGUAGAGGAACAUGACGUUGGCUGCACAGCAGGCAGUGGGCAAGACAGACUUGCCGUGUUCAAGGAUGCUGGAUUGGACAUGAAGAUGAGCACAGGGAUGGACACUUUGGCGAGCACAGACUGGCACUGCCCCCCAAGCCCCUCUCCCAGCCAUCGCCGCCGCCGCUCCUUGAAGAGGUUGGAGACCAAGAGGAAAGCAGUGAACAAGUUCAAGACAGAGCUGGAGCAGAAGUGCUGUGAGGCUGGGCUUCGGGAGAACCCAGUGGGACUGUCGUGUGAGGAGAGGAUCCCGCAUGUCCGCUAUGGACCAGUCUGCCUCGCUGCCUUCCUGAGCUGCUGCCAGCUGUCUGAGACCCUGACUCGGGAGGCCCGAGAGGAGCAGCUGCUUCUGGGGACAACGGAUGAAGAUGAUGACUUAGAUGACCUCUUCCUGGAGGACGAGCCUGUCCGGAGCUUGUUCCCUGAAAGUUGGUUCUGGAAGACCAUUACUCUGCCAAAAACCACAGCGAGCAUCUCCCAGUACACCACCGAUGUGACCGUGCCUGAUUCCAUCACCACAUGGCAGUUCGUGGCUGUCAGCAUCAAGACUGGACAAGGUCUUUGCGUCUCAGAUCCCUUUGAGCUGACAGUUAUGAAACCCUUCUUUGUGGAUCUUAAGUUGCCCUUCUCCGUGAUCAGGAACGAGCAAGUCCAGAUCCAAGCUGUGCUGUACAAUUUCUUGCAGCAGUCAAUCAAGGUCCGAGUAGAGUUCCCUCACAAGGAGCCAUUAUGCAGCGCAGCAAAGCCAGAUGCCCCUUCCCGCCGGAUAGUGGCUGUGCCCCCCUUCUCCUCCAAGGUGGUGCCCUUCGUGCUCCUUCCACUUGAAAUAGGCAAAGUGGAUGUGGAGGUCAAGGCCAGAGGCUCCAUGGUCCAGGACCACGUGCGGAAGACACUCCUGGUCCAGGCAGGGGGUCAGACUGAGCAAAUAUCCCAAAGCUUCCUCCUGAACCCCCAAGGUCAGACCCAGAUGCAGCGGGUGCCAAAACAAGAAUUCUUGAACAAGAUGCCCAACACAGAGGCGGACGUGUUUGUCAGUGUCCAAGGUGACAUCCUUGGCGAGACCAUCCUGGGGACCCUGACACCCAGUGAAACAUGGCGGCUGCUGAGGAUCCCGUCUGGCUGCCCCGAGCAGACGCUGAGCUCCCUGACACCCGUGGUCAUCCUGACACGUUACCUGGAUACCACGGGCCAGUGGAACAAGGUUGGGGUGGAGCUCAGGGAGAAGGUGAUGAAGAACCUUGCCAGAGGGUACAGCCAGAUGUUGACCCACCGGAGUGAAGAUGGCAGCUACCACACCAGCAAGGGAAACCCAGGAAGCACCUGGCUCACGAGCUAUGUAUUCAGGGUCUAUGCCUUGGCCUACCGCACCAUGACGAUCAGGGCGCUCAGUCUUGAUUCUGUCUGCAACAUCGCCAACUGGAUCAUCACCCACAGACAGCAGACACGUGGAAACUUUAUGGAGGAGAGCCCUGUGGUCAUGUGGUCUAUGCAGGGUGGCUACCAAGGCUCUGAGGCAGACAUAUCACUCACAGCUCUUGUCCUGAUCGCCCUGAAUGAGGGGAAGGAGUUGUGCAGCCAGAAGAUACCGAGUUUGGCUGACAGCAUGAAGCGUGCCGGUGACUUCCUGGAGAAAAAACUCCCCCACAUUCGGACAGCUUUCGCCAUGGCCAUAACCUCCUAUGCUCUGGCCCUCAUCAGGAGCCCCCGAGCCAAUGACCACCUGGACAGCUUUGCCAGCAAGGACAAAACCCAUUGGCCAGUGGGUUUGGAUGACCUGGACCUAGACGACUCCCUGUACACCAUUGAGGCCACGGCCUAUGCACUGAUGCAGAAAUUGGAGCUGGGUCGGCGCAAUGAAACGCAUGCCAUCGCCAACUGGCUAUUGAAGAAACGCCAGCUGGGAGGAGGCUUCCGGUCCACCCAGACCACGGUCGUGGCCAUCGAAGCCCUCACCCGCUUUCGCGAGGCUGUCCCCUUCGAUGGUGUCCAGGAUCUCCACAUCCAGAUCAAAAGUUCCAAGAAAGCCUUGCAUGUGGAAUGGGACAUUGAUGAAAAGAAUGCCUACCAGCUACGGUCUGCAAAGUUCUCUGCUGAGGAAGAGCUAGAGAUCAGAGCCAGCGGCACUGGAAGAGGCACCAUCUCGAUCCUGACCGUGUACCACAGGUCCCCAGAGUUCCUGGAGGACACAUGCAAGCAGUACCACCUGAAUGUGACUCUAAACGAGGCCCAGGAAGAGAAUAAAAAGGGGGAAGCAACCUUUCAGCUCCGGAUGGAGACAAGGUUCCGGGGUCGUCGAGAUGCCACGAUGACCAUCAUGGAGGUCUCCCUGCUCACUGGCUUCUACCCCAACCAGGAUGACCUCAAACAGCUCACGAACGAGGUGGAGAGGUACGCCUUCCAAUACGAGACCAAGAUGAACUCCAGCGACAGCACCGUUGUCCUCUACCUGGAGAAGCUCUCCCACAAAGAAGACACGGUGCUCGGCUUCCGGGUCCACAGGCUGCUGAAGGCUGAGUUCCUGCAGGCUGCCCAGGUCACAGUCUACGACUACUACGAGCCUUCCCGAAGGUGCACUUCCUUCUACAACCUGCCCACAGAGCACGCUUCCCUGCGGAAAAUCUGCGACAAAGACGUGUGCAGAUGCGCCGAGGAGCAGUGCCCAUCCCCAAAGAAGGACAGUAACCACCUGAGUCAGGAGGAGCUCCAGACAGCAGCCUGUGAGGCUGGAGUGGACUUUGUGUACAAGACCAGUCUGGAGUCUGUGGAGACCUCCGACUCCAACCCCUACAUCUACUACAACAUGAAGCUCCAAGCCAUCAUCAAGAGUGGCACGGACUCUGCCAGACCCCUCACCGUAAAGAAAUUCGUCACUCACACCACCUGCCGAGACUCCCUGGGGCUGCAGGAACAUGAGACAUAUCUGAUAAUGGGCCAGAUUUCAGACCUGUGGAGAGUCAAAUCUGAAUACAUCCAUGUCCUGGGCAAGGAGACGUUUCUCAUGCACUGGCCAGCGAAUGGGACGGUGGGCAAGAAGGAACUGCUGGACCAACUGGCAGGGUUUUCAGACUAUAUGCACACCCAUGGCUGCGAGUCCUGA